UCUUUAUUUUUAUUACUCAUCAAACUUGAGACAUCUUUAGUUCUUUCCCAAAAAUUAAUUAAAAAAAGAACUCAAAUGUCUAAACAAUGGAUGAGCCUAGUUGGAGCAUUAUGGUUACAGUCUAUGGCUGGAACAAACACAAAUUUCCCAGCUUAUUCUUCUGAAAUAAAAAAACUCCUAUCAAUUUCCCAAAUUGAACUCAACAAUUUAGCAUUUGCUUCUGAUGCUGGAAAAUUACUUGGCUGGUUUGCUGGAAUUGCAGCUAUUUAUUUACCCCUUUGGUUAGUCCUUUUAAUUGGUUCAAUUCUUGGAUUAAUUGGGUAUGGGGUACAAUAUCUAUUUCUUACAAAUCAUAUACCUUACUUAUCCUAUUGGCAUGUUUUUUCACUCACUUUUUUAGCUGGCAAUAGUAUUUGUUGGAUCAAUACUGUUUCGUAUAUCGUAUCGAUUCAGAAUUUCCCGUUGGAUAGACAAGUUGCAGUUGGAAUAUCGACUAGUUACAUAAGUUUAAGUGCCAAGAUUGUAACGGAUAUAGUUGAUGUAGUAAAUGUUUCCAACUCGAGUAAAAGGGCUGAAACAUAUCUCCUAAUGAACUCUGUUUUACCCCUGUUUUUCGCCUUUGUUGUUGCUCCAGUAAUUCGUGAGACGAAGAUUGAGAAAUCAAGGAAAUUAUCACAUGGGUUCAAACUUAUGUUCGUUAUAACGCUAGCAACAGGGACUUAUUCUGUGAUCACCAGCAUAAAGCCUGCGAUUUCAAAGUUAUUGCCAAGAUUGUUGAGUUUAAUUGGAAUGGCUAUUUUCUUGUUGCUACCAAUUAUCGUCCCAUUGGUUGAAGGUACCAAAGAACAUUGGCAUGGGAAAUGUUGGAUAAGGAGAGAUCCAAGAAUUUGUGAUUUAAGUAAAUUGGAGGAAGAAAUCAAAACACCACAAGAGGUGAAUUGUGGGGUUAAAGAAGAAAAUGAAGUUGGAUUUGCUGUAAUGGAGGAAAUUGGAGCUAAGAAAAUGUUGAUGAAGUUGGAUUUUUGGUUGUAUUUCUUUGUAUACUUGUUUGGUGCAACAUUGGGUUUGGUUUAUUUGAAUAAUUUGGGACAAAUUGCUGAUUCUCGUGGAUUCACUGCGACAUCUUCAUUGGUUUCAUUAUCAUCUUCAUUUGGUUUCUUUGGUCGUCUUCUACCUUCACUCUUCGACUACCUCUUCUCCAGGAGUAAAUAUGCAAUAUCAAGACCAGCUACCAUAGCAGUGACACUAGCACCAAUGACAGGAGCUUUCUUUUUACUACUCAACAAUAGUCACAUAUCUCUAUACAUCAGCACAGCUAUAAUUGGAAUUUGCACUGGAGCAAUUACUUCAAUUUCUGUUUCACAAACAACUGAGCUAUUUGGGACCAAAAAUUUUGGUGUUAAUCACAAUAUUGUUGUGGCUAAUAUACCAAUUGGAUCAUUUUUAUUUGGGGAUUUGGCAGCUAUGCUUUAUAGAAGACAAGGAAAUUCAUCAACAAGUGAUCAUGGAAGUUGUUUGGGGAUACAUUGUUUUCAGACAACUUUUAUUUUAUGGGGUUGUCUUUGUUUCCUAGGAACUUGUCUUGCUUUUAUUCUUCAUAGAAGAACACAAAAAUUUUAUACACAUUUACGUGGAGGAAAUUAAUAGAUAGUAGUAUUAACUUAUAGAGUCAAUUAAUUACCUUAUAUUAGCUUAUUUGAACUACAAACUGAUACUUUAUGUGAUAUUUUUUAGUAUUAAUUUAUGUACGUUAUAUAUAGUAUAUAAAAUGUAAAUAAAUGAUUUUGUAAAUGAUAAUGUACUUGUAUACGUA
Molecule: messenger RNA, 1813 nt
Organism: Solanum dulcamara
Lineage: Eukaryota; Viridiplantae; Streptophyta; Magnoliopsida; Solanales; Solanaceae
Product: protein NUCLEAR FUSION DEFECTIVE 4
Exons: 2
Coding region: 76-1644 (522 amino acids)
Cellular component (GO): membrane
Source: RefSeq, a predicted model, not a curated record